AUGUCCAAGGAAAACAAUUUGCCGUCUGAGCGUGGUGUACACGCCGAUGCAGAUGACACAGCAUCAGAUAGCAGCGGGCUCAGCGGGCUCAGAGCGGGAGACAUCCCGCGGACAAACUUCGCGCCAAGCCAAAAGCAGCAAGACGGUCAGCUCAUCAACCUGAACACGCUGAUUAGCCGCACCCAUUGCCAUGCUACAGACUGCUUCUCGGAGCAUCUGGGUUUUGGGAGGGGGUCCUCCCAUGAGGAACCACCUGGAGGAGGUCUUCAAUUGAGGAACCGCCUAUACAGCAGCGAAUCCAGCGAUGGCGUAACAUACAAGGAUCCAAGUAACCUCUCGAAGUCGUUCACCACCCACUUUGAACCGGCCUUUGUCCGCGGACUUGACAGGAAAGGCCGACCGAGCUUGGACGCUUGUAACAUCGUGAACCGUCAGCGAGAUGAGAUGAUUGCGCCAUUCCUGUCCCGAAUGAAGGAGAUGGAAGAUCGGAUUACAUCCCGAGUAAUCGACCAUAUCGAGAGCACACUAGACAAACAGCUUCGCCAACUUCGGGAUGACCUUGACGGUGAGCUGGAGGAUAACCUUGACGACCGCGUGGAUGUUGUAAGAGAGGAGAUGAAAGAACCGUUUUCUUGGAAUUGUGAUCCAUGGCACCCUUUAGAUAGAGCAUAUUUCGUGUCGAUGCAAGAGCAACGAGAGGGUCCUCGAGGUUGGCUGUGGGUUGGGUCUAUGGAGCAUCUCUGGCAGUUUCCUUCGCAAGGUUUCAACUUCGUCCGAGUCUCUAACAUGAAUAGCCGUGUAAAAUCAUGGGGAAACUUCUCGAGGCACGCCUGGCGGGCGUUGAAGUCGGGUGGUAACAUUGAACUCACAUGCAUGCAAACCAAGUGA
Cryphonectria parasitica EP155 is the source of this 888-nucleotide messenger RNA. RefSeq lists its product as uncharacterized. Lineage: Eukaryota; Fungi; Ascomycota; Sordariomycetes; Diaporthales; Cryphonectriaceae. Bases 1 to 888 code for a protein of 295 amino acids. The transcript is spliced from 7 exons. The record is from RefSeq and is a predicted model, not a curated record.